AUGGGGGUCUUUUGGACAGGACUCAAGUAUGUGUUCACCGAUUUCUCGUGUUGGACAUCAACGCAUGGUGUGCCGCACAUUGGAAUGGCGAAUGCCAGAUGGCUGAGAAUCUUUUGGAUUCUCGUCGUUCUGCUCUCCGUCGCUCUAUUCCUAUGGCAAUUCGCACUUUUGCUCAAGAAUUAUUUAUCAUUCAGUGUCAACACAGAGACGACGCUUCAAUUCGCCGAGCGAACAUUUCCAACUGUCACAAUUUGCCAUUUGAAUCCAUGGAAACUCGACGAAUCAAGAAGUGUCGACGCGCAAAUGAGCUCAUUGAUUGAUGCUUAUAAUGAGGAAGCUUCUUCUCCGAAAUUCGGAUGGUCUGGCUCAUUUGACGCAAAACGGCAGCAACAGGCGGCGAAAUGGACACUCCUCUAUUCGCAAAGACUACAAAAUGAGCAAUAUAAUCAAGACUAUAAUAUUGCGUACAGUUAUGCGGAUAUGGUUGUGAGUUGUACAUAUAAUGCGAAGACUUGCAAUUUAACUGAUUUCACUGAUUUUUACAAUCCCACUUAUGGAAAUUGUUUGCAAUUCAACAAUGAUGGCCACUAUAUAUCAUCGCGAGCUGGACCUUUAUACGGUCUUCGAAUGGUUAUGAGAACUGACCAGAACACUUAUUUGCCAUGGACUGAGUCUUCUGGUGUCAUCAUUGAUAUUCACAUGCAGGAUGAGAUACCGUAUCCUGAUGUGUUUGGUUACUUUGCACCUCCCGGAACUGCUUCAUCUCUUGGUGUUAAUUAUGUGUCUACGAAGCGAUUAUCAAAACCUUAUGGAACAUGCACCGAACAGAAAACAUUGGAUACGACACAUUAUCAAGGAAAAUAUACUGUUGAAGCUUGCUUCCGAAGUUGCCUACAGGAUCGGAUUACCGAUCAAUGCGGUUGCUACUAUCCAGCGUAUUCACAUGCUCCCAAUACUACAGAAUUCAAAACCUGUGAUGAUGGAACAUUGAAAAAUUUGAAUUGUAUCGAUGGUAUAAACAAUGCGAAUUCGACAGAGUUCGACGUGCUCACCGAUUGUAACUGUCCGCCACCUUGCGAAAGUGACUCGUUUGGCGUGACAGUUUCUACUGCAAAAUGGCCGUCGACAUCUUAUACGCCCACCGAUUGCAAUCCGAGCAAAUCUGGAAGUGGACCAUGGGUUGACGCUGGAGAAUCUUGCAUUGAUUGGUAUAAGGAGAACACACUUCUUAUUGAAAUAUACUACGAACGAAUGAACUAUCAAGUUCUUACCGAGUCUCCAGCUUAUACUUUUGUCAAUUUCAUUUCGGAUACCGGCGGACAAGUCGGACUCUUCCUUGGUAUGAGCAUUAUAUCGGUCGUUGAGUUUUGUGUCCUCUUCUUCCUUAUUUGCUAUUAUUGUUUAACGCACAAAUCGAGAAGAAUGGAGAUUGAGAAAAUGGAAAUGGAUAUCAAGAAAGCGAGGGAUGAAGUCGAAGAAGUCGCUGCAAAACGAAAGAAGCAUCAAAUGGACAACGCUGGAAUCUACGAAGUCGACCACACCGAUGUUGUGCCACCGAAACCUGUCGAUAAUACUUAA
This is a messenger RNA of Caenorhabditis bovis, 1578 nucleotides long. Lineage: Eukaryota; Metazoa; Nematoda; Chromadorea; Rhabditida; Rhabditidae. The record is from the annotation of a GenBank genome assembly.